GCGGGCAGUGCCGGGGACGCGGGGAAGCCGCUCCCGCCAGUCGCCGAGAGCCAGCCCCUGACGUCAGGAGUUUUCCUCAAAGUCAACAACAAGCCCCGCGGCGGCGGCGAAAACCGAUCGACUGCGGCCCCGCGAGGGAGGAAGGAGGGGGCGGGGAGGUGGCGGCAGGGUCCCUUAGGCGCGGCGCGGCCCUGCGGACGAGGCCGCAGACCCCAGCCCCGUGCGGGUCGCGCCCAGGGACCCAGAGCCUCCGCCUGUAGCCUCCCCGCCGGCGCGACCCGGCCCCCGCCCAGCGGUGUUUUCUGGUGAUGAAUUGAAUUUGUAGCCGAUAUCCGAUUCCCAUGUAGAGUCUCCGCCUCCUCCUCCCCCCCCCCGCCGCCCGCCCUCCUCCCGCCUCCUCCCGCCGCCGCCGCCACCCGCUCCAGCUCCGCCGCCCGGCCCGGCCGGCUCCCUCCCUCCCUCCCCUACAGCCCUUCGCCUGCCCUCCCGCCGGCCGCACCGGGCUCCAGGGGGCCAGAAGCUCUGCGGGGUGGGGGGAGGACAGGAGGGGUGGAGGAGGGAGGGGGGACCCCCGAGUCGCCCCCUCUCCUCCCCCCGCCCCCCCCCAGCUCCAUCAUCCGCCACCGCCCGAACAGCUGCGGGGCCGCCGCCGCCGCCUUUGCAGGCUGAGUCAUCACUAGAGAGUGGGAAGGGCAGCAGCAGCAGAGAAUCCAAACCCUAAAGCUGAUACCACAAAGUACCAUUUCUCCAAGUUUGGGGCUCAGAGGGGAGCCAUCAUGAGCGAUGUUACCAUUGUGAAAGAAGGUUGGGUUCAGAAGAGGGGAGAAUAUAUAAAAAACUGGAGGCCAAGAUAUUUCCUUUUGAAGACAGAUGGCUCAUUCAUAGGAUACAAAGAGAAACCUCAAGAUGUGGAUUUACCUUAUCCCCUCAACAACUUUUCAGUGGCAAAAUGCCAGUUAAUGAAAACAGAACGACCAAAGCCAAACACAUUUAUUAUCAGAUGUCUCCAGUGGACCACCGUUAUAGAGAGAACAUUUCAUGUAGAUACUCCAGAGGAAAGGGAAGAAUGGACAGAGGCUAUUCAGGCUGUUGCAGACAGACUACAGAGGCAAGAAGAAGAGAGAAUGAAUUGUAGUCCAACUUCACAAAUUGAUAAUAUAGGAGAAGAAGAAAUGGAUGCUUCUACAACCCACCAUAAAAGAAAGACAAUGAAUGAUUUUGACUAUUUGAAACUACUAGGAAAAGGCACUUUUGGGAAAGUUAUUUUGGUUCGUGAGAAGGCAAGUGGGAAAUACUAUGCUAUGAAGAUUCUGAAGAAAGAAGUCAUUAUUGCAAAGGAUGAAGUAGCACACACUCUAACUGAAAGUAGAGUAUUAAAGAACACUAGACAUCCAUUUUUAACAUCCUUGAAAUAUUCCUUCCAGACAAAAGACCGUUUGUGUUUUGUGAUGGAAUAUGUUAAUGGGGGAGAGCUGUUUUUCCAUUUGUCGAGAGAACGGGUGUUCUCUGAGGACCGCACACGUUUCUAUGGUGCAGAAAUUGUCUCUGCUUUGGACUAUCUACAUUCCGGAAAGAUUGUGUACCGUGAUCUCAAGUUGGAGAAUUUGAUGUUGGACAAAGAUGGACACAUAAAAAUUACAGAUUUCGGCCUUUGCAAAGAAGGGAUCACAGAUGCAGCCACUAUGAAGACAUUCUGUGGUACUCCAGAAUAUCUGGCACCAGAGGUGUUAGAAGAUAAUGACUACGGCCGAGCAGUAGACUGGUGGGGCCUAGGAGUUGUCAUGUAUGAAAUGAUGUGUGGAAGGUUACCUUUCUACAACCAGGAUCAUGAAAAACUCUUUGAACUAAUACUAAUGGAGGAUAUUAAGUUUCCUCGAACUUCUUCAGAUGCAAAAUCAUUGCUUUCAGGGCUCUUGAUAAAGGAUCCAAAUAAACGCCUUGGUGGAGGACCAGAUGAUGCAAAAGAAAUUAUGAGACACAGCUUCUUUUCUGGAGUAAACUGGCAAGAUGUGUAUGAUAAAAAGCUUGUACCUCCUUUUAAGCCUCAAGUAACAUCUGAGACAGAUACCAGAUAUUUUGAUGAAGAAUUCACAGCUCAGACUAUUACAAUAACACCACCUGAAAAAUAUGACGAGGAUGGUAUGGACUGCAUGGACAAUGAGAGGCGGCCGCAUUUCCCUCAGUUCUCCUACUCUGCAAGUGGACGAGAAUAAGUCUUUCAUUCUGCUACUUCACUAUCAUCUUAGAUUUAUUCCUGAAAAUGAUUCCUGGGCAUCAUCACCAGUCCUAGCUCUUACAGAUAGCAGGGGCUCCUCCGACAUCCCAGACCAGCCAAGGGUCUUCACCCCUCGCCACCUUUCACUCACAUGAAAACACAUAUAUACACAGACACACUCCAGUUUUUGUUUUUGCAUGAAAUUGUAUCUCAGUCUAAGGUCUCAUGCUGUUGCUGCUACUGUCUUACUAUUAUAGCAACUUUAAGAAGUAAUUUUACAAUCUUUGGAAGUCAUGAGCCCACCAUUGUUCAUUUGUGCACCAGUUGUCAUCUUUUGGUCUUUUAGUUUUUGUUUUUCCCUAACAGUGAAGGCUAAAUGAGAUACACUGAUUCUAGGUACAUUUUUUAACUUUCUAGAAGAUAAAUCAAAAACUAAUUAGACUAAGAAGAUUUAGUCUACACUUCAGAACAAGCAAUUGUGGAAGGAUGGUGAUGUGCAUAUGCACAAAUUUAGUUAAGGAUGUCCAAUCAGUGCAUAAAGUAAGUCUGUAUCACUAAGGUUUGGCUGGAAUUUAUUAGGAAGCACUUGAGAGAGAACUGAGUAUUACACACACACACACACACACACACACUACACACACACGUCUGUGUGUGUGUAUAUAGAUAUACACACACACAUACAUAAAUAUAUAUGUAUACAUGUGUAUAAAUAUAAAUAUACACAUAUAUAUAUAUAUACAUGUAUAUAAAUAUAAAUAUACGUGUGUGUGUGUGUGUGUGUAUUUUUUUUUUUUAAAUUCUUACUGGAUACUGCAGAGGAAGCCCGGUACCACACGUGGACAUCCAGACUUCACGGGCAAUCAUGGGCAAAUGGAUAUUGUUCUACCAAGAAAUGAAGGCAUAUGCACAGAAUCACAGUCACUUAAAGGGUCUCAUGAUACACUUUGUGCCAGAGGGCAUUUUCCCCUGUGCUUGGCAACCCUUUUCCCUUCUUGAUAUUUAUCACCUCUGAUGGCUGAAGAAUGUAGACAGGUAUAAUGAUCCUGCUUUCACCAAAAUUUGUACACCAAGGUAAACAGGUGUUUGCCUUAUUAGUUUUAAUUUUUUACUUUCAGUUCUAGGUGAAUUAGCUUUUUCUCAGAUGUUACAACUUUGAAUGUCCUUUUAUGGUUUUGUUUAUAUUGCAGUAGUAUUUAUUUUUAGUGAUGAGAAGUAUAUGUCAUGUUAGCAAAUGCAGCUCCAACUUACAUGAAAUAGACUUACUGCAGUUUCUUUUGACCCAUGUGCAAGAAAUAUACAUGCUGAUGAGAACCAUGCACUUUUUCUCCUAUGUAAAAAAAUUUGAUAAGGUUCUGAAAUUGUACAGAUUGAUUAGAAUUUGGCUUUUGGAGAAGAGAUGCUAUCAUUUAACCCCUUGGUGCUGAAAAUGCGAAAAUCCUCAACUGUUUGUGCCAAGGGGUUAAUGAAACAGAUAUUGGUGUUUGCUCACUUGAGAACUGAAAUAUUAGGAGGGCCUGGCAGCAUAACAUAAGGAAGAAAAUUGAGACCCAAAUGAUGAUAAGAAAUGACAUUUACUCAGAAAAAUGAACAUAUCGCAAGUAUUUAUGAAGUAGGCAGUAAAGGAUAAGAACCUGGUGUGUUUACUCUGAUCAAGGUACAUUUAUCACUGAAUUAAGCCAUCAGGGAAAACAAAACAAAACAAAAAAGAACACCUCUAGCUUUUCUUUUUCUGUACAUAUUCAUGUCUCCAAAUCCCAACAUUUUUCACUGAGAGGGGACAUGUAUGCAAACCUCAUCUUUCUCCUUCAUUAAUGAUGACCUUCAGAUUAAACCCUUUGGUGCUAGGAGCUGACAUUUUCCAAAGCAGCCUAUGAAGUCCAGGGGCAGGGUCCCUUCUUGCAGCAAGCAUGAGGGCAUCCCAUCCCAUGGAGUGAUUAUGGAAAUGUGUACUAGAUAAACUGACAGCUCCCAAAUGGAAGACUACAGAAUGAUGUAGUAUUAUGAUUGCAUUGUAUGAAAGAGCAAGUGACUUUCUAAGUAGGAUGAAUCAUGUUCAUGUGCAGAUGUCUUAGCCUCUUGGCUCUGGAAGUGUGGAUUAUAGCUCUUAAGCCACUGCUGGCGGUGGGCAGGCCACUGGGACUGAUGGGGGUUAAAGGGCAUUUUACUAAGGCAGCUAAGACAUAUUCAGACAUAGACUUUAUCCUAAUUUUUCAUAUUUCUACUUGAGUGAAGUUCAUUCUUAGUAUUAAGUAGGAAGUUACAGUAAAUGGUAGUUUAUUCUUAUUUACAUCUAUAGCUUAUUUUUUUUUUCACUUGGAAUUACAUUGAAUGUUCCACAUUGACAAGAAAGUAGACUAGAAGGUUUGUCCUUUAAGUUGUCUUGCAUCCAAUAUAUAAGAAAGAAACUGGUGAGAGGAAGACAAGGAAACUGAGACUGGCUGAUGUUCAGAGCAUUUGGUCCUUCAGAGGGAAAGCGUGACACUGUACACUAAGCACAUAGCUUUUGUUUUGGUUUUUGCCCCCAAAUCUUAAGGUGAUUUCCAUGACAUUGGCCAAGGGUACUUCCUAAAGAUCAAUGACAGGCGUUGAUAAUGCCCCAGGCUGGCCACUGCUCUCACAGCUGGCCCUCAGUCCCCACCAUGUGCAGUGCUCAGUCUCCCCUUCAUGGCCUCGUCAGUGUCAAACGAGGUGUGUUCUUGGCUUUGAUUUCUAGGAUCCUUUCCUUUUACUCCCAGAUCUCAAGUCAUCUGGCAUGGAGGCAUGAUGGAACACAGAAGGGUGUGCAGAGGGAGAUUAUGAAGCAUCCCUGUGUUGCCCAUAGCUGUAGUUUUGUAUUUUGGCAGGUGGAACAGCCUGACACCUAGAAUCAUCCUGUUGGAAUACAGUUCCAACUUUGUGAAUUCCAGCUCAUACUAACUGUCAUGAAGUGCGACCUCUUGUCAUAAUGCAGCCAUCUUGGAGGAAAUUGGCCACUUCUGCUUGGAUUGUUGGCAGGGUUGCUCACAGCUUUGCUUUCUAUACUAAUUACACAGCAUUAUUCCAGUAUUGUUUUCCAUUUCCCAUAUCUGAUUUCCGGCUUCUUAAAGCUGACUGUUCUUGCAGGGGCCACUUGCUUCUCCUAGAGUACAAAAGUAAGGGCCUUCCUUACUAACUGCAGGGUCUAUAUACUACACCUCAAUGUACACACUUUGCUGCUACCGUUUGUACUGUCUACAGUAGAAUUUCCUUAUCUUGCUCCUGGUAGUGCAUUACAGGCAAGCAUGAAAUGUAAAGUAUUUAUUUAAAUAAAAAGAAAACCUCUAAAUUGGUAAUUGAAUUACCUCCCUGUAGCUUUAUAGUUUGUGACAUUUCUUGACCUUGCUAGUUCUUUCAUUAGAUCCGCGCAAGAUCUAGUCAUCUGGUUAAGGAUUUUAAGCAGACGCAACUAUGAACCCAAGAAACUGUAUUACUAUUACUGUUGGUCAUACUAAAACUGUUUAUUUCCUUAAGUAUAUGACCCACAAGGAUGUGAAAUAACUACAAGAAACUGUUUUUGUACACUGUACAUCCUUAGUAUUUUUACACGUAUAUGAUAGGGAUGCACAUUAUUUUCCUUCGUACAGACAGCUUAAAUAAAGCACUAUGUCAAUCUGCUA
Messenger RNA from Sciurus carolinensis (gray squirrel), 5850 nucleotides. It is a transcript of the gene Akt3, whose product is annotated as AKT serine/threonine kinase 3. Gene Ontology annotation, molecular function: ATP binding; protein serine/threonine kinase activity. Lineage: Eukaryota; Metazoa; Chordata; Mammalia; Rodentia; Sciuridae. The record is from RefSeq and is a predicted model, not a curated record. Gene Ontology annotation, biological process: protein phosphorylation.